AACCGGAGCCGGCAGGGCGCGGCGCACCACCACCUGCCCGACCUGUCGGGCGGCUCACACCGGGCUCCGCCGCGCACGCAGCGCUCGCUCUCCCCAGCCCGCUCCUCGGAAGCCUCUCCCCGACCCCUCCGCGCCGUGAAGCCAUGGAGCUGCUCCGCGGGGCCGCGCUCCUGCUGUUGCUCUGCGCCGCUGCCUCCGCUCAGGACUCGUGCACCUGCACAAAGAACAAGCGCGUCACCAACUGCAGGCAAGUCGGCAACGUCUGCCAAUGCAACUCCAUCGGCUCCAGCAUGAUCGUCAACUGCGAGACCCUGACUUCUAAAUGCCUGUUGAUGAAAGCUGAAAUGACAAACUCAAAAGCGGGCCGUCGUGAGAAACCCAAAGAUGCAUUCCAAGAUACUGAUGGUCUUUAUGAUCCCGAAUGCGAAAAUAAUGGUCUCUUCAAGGCGAAGCAAUGCAAUGGAACCACCUGUUGGUGUGUGAAUACAGCUGGUGUUAGAAGAACGGACAAAUAUGACACAGACUUGAAAUGCAAUCAAUUAGUCAGAACGACGUGGAUCAUCAUUGAAAUGAGGCAUGCUGAGAGAAAAGCUCCUUUGAAUGCUGAGUCUUUAACAAAACUUCUUAAGGAUACAAUUACCAGUCGUUACAUGUUGGAUGGACGCUAUAUAAGUGGUGUUGUGUAUGAAAAGCCUUCCAUUACUAUUGAUUUGAAGCAAAAUUCCUCAGACAAAUCCGCUGGAGAUGUGGAUAUAGCUGAUGUGGCCUACUACUUUGAGAAAGAUGUGAAAGGUGACUCCAUCUUUCUUAACAACGCACUAAACAUGAGUAUUGAUAACGAAGUGCUGAAUUUUGAGAAUAUGAUGGUCUACUACGUUGAUGAAGUACCACCAGAGUUCUCCAUGAAGUCUCUGACUGCUGGCGUUAUUGCUGUCAUUGUUAUAAUAGUACUAGCAGUAGUUGCUGGAAUUGUUGCUCUGGUUCUCACAAGAAGGAGGAAAGGGAAGUACGUGAAAGCAGAGAUGAAGGAAAUGAAUGAAAUGCAUAGAGGACUGAACGCAUAACUAAAAUCAGCUGAAGAGAGGGGAUGAUUCAGACAAGAAGACAACAGAAACGUUGGAGGCAUGGAUCUUAACUCUUGAAAGAUCCUUUCUGAAGGGAAGUCGAUAGUGCUCGCUUAAUGAUUGUUAAAACAAAGCCUAGACCAGCAACCGUGAUACUUCUUUUGUUAUUUGUUGAGAGUUAAAUGCCCCAUUUUUACUCUAGUCCAACUAUCACUCCCUGAUUUUUUUUUUUUUUGUAAUGAAAUGUGCUGACAACAGCUGCUACUGGGCUUCUGGAGCGUAAAAGUUUAAAUAGUUACUUUAGUCCUGCGGGAGGUUUUUUAAAAAUAAUGAUUUUUAUAGCCAUGUCAUAAUGACUAUUUGGCUCGUGUGUAACAGAACAUGGCUUUGUUUUUAUGGCAAUUUGUACAUAUUUGAACUAGCUGUAACUUUUUUUUAUGACAAAACAAUAAAACUUUGAAAUGGGCUUCUCA
This is a messenger RNA of Numida meleagris (helmeted guineafowl), 1537 nucleotides long. RefSeq names its product epithelial cell adhesion molecule (gene EPCAM). Bases 144 to 1064 code for a protein of 306 amino acids. Gene Ontology annotation, cellular component: bicellular tight junction; membrane. The record is from RefSeq and is a predicted model, not a curated record. The transcript has 9 exons. Gene Ontology annotation, molecular function: cadherin binding involved in cell-cell adhesion. Lineage: Eukaryota; Metazoa; Chordata; Aves; Galliformes; Numididae.